AUGGAGGGAGGCAACAACCUGUGCCAGGGCAUCGAGGACCACGACUGCAAAUGCCCCCAGGGCCACAGCUGUGGGGAUAACACCUGCCUGUACUGCAGGAAGCUGCCAGAGUGUGCUGAGGGCCAGGAGCUCACCAGGAUUGACAGGGACAUUAUUCCAAACUGGAAACAAAGAGACUGUGAGAGCUCGGGGUUUGUGACGCUCAGCCGAGGCAACAGCACCCACAACUCCAAGUGUGGCGUCCUUCCUUCUCCCAAAGACGUGGGGCAAGCUCUCCUGCCCUCCAGCUCCCUGUCCACCACCAUCCUGGCCAUCCUGACGGCCGUGGCCGUGUUCGUGCUCAUCCUGCUCACCUUCCUCCUGCACUUCUGCAUCUGGACCCUGAAGGACAAAUAUUUCGCAGCUGAGGACGUGGACCAUCACUUCCCUAGGCCGCCGGCGGCUCGGCAGCUCCCGGAGACCUCCAGCAUCCAGUUCCCCGAGGAAGAGCACGGAGGAAAGACGGCCGAGGAGAAGCUUUCCAUGCUGUCCCUCAGGGUCUCCAACGAGCUCUCCACCAGAUAA
Messenger RNA from Manacus vitellinus (golden-collared manakin), 564 nucleotides. It is a transcript of the gene TNFRSF18, whose product is annotated as TNF receptor superfamily member 18. Lineage: Eukaryota; Metazoa; Chordata; Aves; Passeriformes; Pipridae. The record is from RefSeq and is a predicted model, not a curated record. Gene Ontology annotation, biological process: positive regulation of cell adhesion. Gene Ontology annotation, cellular component: external side of plasma membrane. The coding region runs from base 1 to 564 and encodes 187 amino acids. The transcript has 6 exons.